GUUAUUCCGGAGUGUAUUUCUUGACCAUCCUGAAAAUGUCUUUGAAAUCAACUCGUGUUACUAAUGACUCUUCACCAUACGUAGGAAUCUACAACAGAAAAAUCAACCAAUCAGAAAGCAGUGCAGAUGUUUCUGGGUCCAGAUUAACGCUUUGAUUGGUCGUCAAUGGGAGGUUUACACACGUUAUCUCAGAGGUCACCAACAUGGCGCUGUCCAUCCUGAAUACACACACUACAUAAAUCUCUGAGUGUAUGACUUUUGUGUAUAACUAUGAUGGGUUAUAGUGAUUUUAAAUGAACGUCGACCCACCAAAUUAUUAUUUUGCUGCUAGAUUAUUGUAGGAUAUUUUUUAUUUCUUGAACUAUGUCUGGUUCAAAUGCUUGGACUCGCAGCAGAGCGAGAAUGAGACUCUUCCCAGAGCUGAUGGCUCAGUGCUCAGGAGAGGCAGCUGCUUAUGGGAAAUGUGUGGCCGCCACAACCACUGGAAAACAGGAGCUGACCAAAAACAUGUGUGUCAAAGAAUUUGAAGCACUGAGAAGCUGCUUUCAAUCUGCUGCAAAAAAGGGAGUAAAGUGAACAACAUCAUGACAGCGCUGGAGAUCAUUUUAAAUAGCCAGUAAAACAUUUAUAGUGAUCUUUUGUCUUCUUUCAUAGUUGCUUUUGUAAUUUCUCAUUGUAAAUACACAUAUAUAUUAAUGUGUUUCAAAUGGAUAAUUGUAUUGUGCAUAAAACUACAAUAAUAUUUUUAAAUAAAAACAUAUCGUUACAAUAUAAUAUA
Molecule: messenger RNA, 778 nt
Organism: Megalobrama amblycephala (Wuchang bream)
Lineage: Eukaryota; Metazoa; Chordata; Actinopteri; Cypriniformes; Xenocyprididae
Gene: ndufaf8
Product: NADH:ubiquinone oxidoreductase complex assembly factor 8
Exons: 3
Coding region: 364-576 (70 amino acids)
Biological process (GO): mitochondrial respiratory chain complex I assembly
Cellular component (GO): mitochondrion
Source: RefSeq, a predicted model, not a curated record